CUUCUUACCAUUUUCAGCAUCUUGCAAGUUGUCAAUACCGUUGAAGUGCCUCAAUCGUCGCUCCGCACACGUGCAUCCCUCCCGGCCGCUGUGCUUGCACUUGCCGCGGCGCUCAGCCUAAGCUUCCUGUCGUACAUUGAGCACACGAGGAACAUUCGACCAAGUUCGAUCAUCAACGCUUAUCUUCUGCUUUCCCUGCCUUUUGACGCUGCACAGCUCCGUACCAGAUGGCUACGUGGAGACGAUAUAGCUGCAAACGGGGUAUCAUCCUCCGUGUUAGCUAUCAAACUUCUUGUUCUCAUUUCCGAAGCGACAGAGAAGAGGGAAAUACUGUUAACACCCUAUGCAGACCCUUCCCCGGAGGCUACCAGCGGGCUGUACUCUCGGGGUCUUUUCUGGUGGUUGAACUCGCUCUUCCGACUCGGAUUCAGAAGCGUCGUGAGUGAAGACGAUCUGUUUGCUGUUGAUCGAGAUCUGCAAUCCAAAGCGCUUGGAAUCAGGUUUAACAAACAUUGGAAGUAUCCUGCAAAGCACACAUUGGUCUGGAUCCUCUCACGCGCUAUGCUUGGCCCCUUCGCAGCUGCCAUAUUGCCUCGUCUAGCCUUGACAUUCUUCGCAUUCAUGCAACCACUCCUGAUCAGCAGCCUCACUUCACUAGUUCAAAAACCUGACUCUGAAGAUGCGAGUAAUCGUGGCUGGGGACUGGCUGCUGCUUUUGGACUUGUUUAUGCGGGGAGAGCUGUAGCUGGCGGUGCGUAUCAGCAUAAAGCUAAUAGGAUGGUGACGAUGGUUAGGGGCUCGCUGGUCAAUGCUGUUUAUAAGCAGACUUUGGAGUUGUCGAUUACGAGCUUGGAUGAGAGUGCUGCUGUUACAUUAAUGAGCUCGGAUGUGGAGCGGAUUUGCGAGGCUAUCCUUCCUAUACACAACGUAUGGGCAAGUCCCCUAGAGAUUGGUCUUGCAAUAUGGCUGCUACAGAGAGAAAUUGGUUUCGCUCUUUUCGGCCCUUUGAUCGUCACGAUCCUGGCGGUAUCUGGCCCCUUUUUGAUCUCCGGGCCCAUGGGGAAGGCUCAAAAAAGCUGGAUUGAAAGGAUUCAGACCCGAAUUGAUGCAACUGCAAAGAUGUUGCACUCAAUGAGGGGAGUCAAAAUGCUCGGUCUCAACGCAAAGCUUUCCAGCAUUGUUCAUCAGCUGAGAGUGGAUGAAAUCGCCGCAUCACUGAAGAUGAGAAAGUUAUUUAUCCCGAUGCUAGCCUUUGGCAACAUAUCCGAUAUCUUCGCCCCCGGAACUGCGUUUGCCAUCUAUGUCAUUGUGGCUAGGGUCAAUGGACAGAUUCUCAAUGUCACUUCGGCAUUCACUGCGCUCUCACUUAUUGCGCUGCUGGUUGCACCUAUUCGGGCCAUUGUUUUCGCCAUUCCACCUCUAAUUGCAGCGGUUGGUUGCUUCGAUCGAAUCCAGAAAUUCCUUUCAUCGCCAACCAAGAGAGACCAUCCAAUACUCGUAUCCGCUUCACAUGGGGACUCGAGCCGCACGACGGAACUUGAUUCAUUCGCUCAGAAUACAACACUGGAAUCCGACAUCGAGCUGGAUGAGAUUACUGUACCAGUAGGGGCGAGUUUGUCACCCUUAACCAUACGUGUUAGAAAUUUGACACUCCUUUGGUCUGAGGAAGCUACUCCUGUGAUUGACGACGUUUCCCUGGAUUUCCAACCCGGGCAACUAACGAUGAUCGUCGGCCCAGUUGGAUGUGGCAAAUCUAGCCUGCUGAAAGGCCUACUGGGUGAGAUUCCUUCGUCAAAGGGACAUGUGUACAUCAGCCAGGCACAUGCUGCAUUCGUGGAUCAAUCUUCUUGGAUCCAGAAUACCAGUAUCCGAAACAACAUUGUUGGGAUUUCACACUUUGAGCCCGAAUGGUACGCUAGUGUUGUUUAUGCCUGUGCGCUGAAUACCGACAUUGAAACACUUCCUGAAGGAGACAGUACCAAGGUGGGCUCAGCGGGUGCUGCCCUCUCUGGAGGUCAAAAGCUGCGGAUAGCACUUGCUAGAGCCGUUUAUUCACGGCAGCAUGUCCUUAUACUCGAUGAUGUCUUCAGUGGUCUGGAUGCCACAAGCGAAGAGCGUAUAUUUUCACGUUUACUUGGAACUAAUGGGUUACUACGCCGAUUAGGUACAACUGUUAUUCUGGUCACGCAUGCAGCUCACCGCCUAUCCUACGCUGACCACAUCAUUGCACUCAGUCCCCAAGGUACAAUCUUAGAGCAAGGCAAGCUCGCUCAACUUCUCGCGAGCAGCGGCUACGUUGUUGGGCUAGCUGCACGCGAUAUACCAGAAGCUGAAGGUGGUCUUAAAGAGAAAGUUCCUCCUGCGAAGGUAGGGGGAGAUGGGGAUGUGGCCCGACAAAAUGCUGCAGCUGAUAUCAGUCGUCCUAUCGGGAAUUGGUCGGUUUAUGGUUAUUAUUUCACGAGCGCCGGGCGACGAAACGUUGCCGUUUGGGCAGUUGUGAUGAUUUGCUACUCCAUGUUACUCUCAUUUCCUGAUCUCUGGAUCAAAUUCUGGACCAGUGCCGUUGCGGUUCAUGGCAACUCGGUCAACGGUUUUUACUUAGGGAUACUUAUCGCAGUUGAGUUCGCAGCUAUCGCCACCCUUAUGGCCUUAUGCGUCAUGCUCUUCAUCAGGAUGAUACCACGUUCCGCAAUCUACCUGCACGGAAAGUUACUGGACACCGUCGAAAACGCACCACUCUCUUUCUUCACAUCCACCGACGCUGGACAAAUCUUAAACAGGUUCAGCCAGGACCUGUCGGUUAUUGACAUGGAGCUUCCGCUUGCAGGGCUUAUAUUAGCACACAAUGUGUGCGUGGCAAUAAUCCAAGCAAUCUUGAUCUGUAUUUCCACAUCCUACUUCGCGGUCGUCUUGCCUUUCGUCUUGUUUGCAGUCUAUAUACUGCAAAAGAUCUACCUCCGCACCUCGCGCCAGAUCAGGCUCACGGACCUCGAAGCAAAGGCACCACUCUACAGCAACUUUCUCGAAACUCUCAACGGGCUGGUCACAAUCCGUGCUUUUGGCUGGACCAGGGAGAUGGAGAAACGAAAUAUGGACCUUCUGGACGCAUCUCAACGACCGUUUUACCUUUUGUACUGUAUUCAGAGAUGGCUGGCACUAGUCAUAGAUCUCCUUGUGGCUGCUCUUGCAUUUAUUCUCGUCGCUCUGAUCGUCACAUUCCGCCACCGCGCUGACGCGGGAUUCGUGGGAGUGGCGUUGAUAAACAUUAUGUCGUUCAAUAUCACACUCUCUGUCCUCAUCCAGCACUACACGGCUGUCGAAACGUCACUAGGUGCUAUCUCCCGCAUCCAAUCUUUCGUCGCCAGCACCGCAUCCGAGAGUCUCCCCCAGGAAUCUCAAGCAGUACCGUCGAAAUGGCCAUCAGAAGGCAACAUCACCGUUUCAAACCUCUCUGCCACUUACUCGCGCGAUCGAGAUCCAGCACUUCACCACGUCAAUCUCGCCAUCCCAGCGGGCCAGAAACUAGGAAUCUGUGGCGCGUCUGGAUCUGGUAAAUCGAGCUUCGUCGCUACGUUGUUUCGUCUGCUGGAGAUCACGGAAGGCACAGUCAUCAUUGAUGGGAUCGACAUCUCUACCAUCCCGCGAAGCAUGCUCCGGGAGCGGUUGACUGUUAUCCCACAAGAUCCAGUCUUUCUUAAUGGCACAGUUAGGCAGAAUCUCGAUCCUUUGCACAGGGCGGACGCGGAAGCUGCGAAGACGGUACUUGAGAAGGUUGGGCUGUGGCGGAUUGUGAGUUUGGCGGGGGGCUUGGAUGUGCAGAUGAAUGCAGAGGAGAUGUUGAGCCAUGGGCAGAGACAGCUGUUUUGCUUGGCGAGGGCCUUACUGAGGAAAUCGAAGGUGGUUGUGAUGGAUGAGGUUAGUGCGAGUGUGGAUUUGGUGACGGAGGGGACCGUGAUGGAGGUUAUUGAGAGGGAGUUUGCGGGGUGUACGGUUAUUGCGGUGGCGCAUCGGUUAGGGAGCAUUAGGGGGUAUGAUAGGAUUGCGGUUUUUGAAAAUGGAAGGAUUGUGGAGGUAGGCGAGCCGGGGGUGUUGCUGGUUGUGGAUAGGGGGAAGUUUAGGGAGUUGUGGGAGGCCGGGGGAGUGUGA
Molecule: messenger RNA, 4146 nt
Organism: Hyaloscypha bicolor E
Lineage: Eukaryota; Fungi; Ascomycota; Leotiomycetes; Helotiales; Hyaloscyphaceae
Product: P-loop containing nucleoside triphosphate hydrolase protein
Exons: 4
Biological process (GO): transmembrane transport
Cellular component (GO): membrane
Molecular function (GO): ABC-type transporter activity; ATP hydrolysis activity; ATP binding
Source: RefSeq, a predicted model, not a curated record